AUGUCGUCCCCGUUAUUCCCACAUCCCAGUCUCUCGCCGGACAGUCUCCAGACGAUCGGAGAAGAACCUAGUUUACCACCUUCUCCAUCAAAACAGCAAGAACAACUACAGGAGUCCAGCAGUGAGGCUCCCAGCUCCUGCAACCCUGCUACGAAACCUCAAUCCGCUUUUCCAGAUCUCGCAUACGGUUCCUCUCACACCUCCAACACCUUGCUUCAGGACUACGCUAGGAAUCUCGAUCCUUUGCAAUUGGGCGAUCCGAUCUCCCCGCGCUGUCAGAAUCAUGAGAAAAAUACCGGUGCCCCAUCGUCUUCUAUAACCCCUCAACUUGAAACACUUCCGCCGCUUCCCGGCUCUCCGUUCCCUCCGAUGAGCUCGACGAGAUCUUUCCUACAGCGCCGCCAAAACUCGCGCUCAAUCGAUUCCAUACCACGCCAGACAAUAUUAAAAGCCCUCGCUUCGAAAGGAAUCGGCUCAGUCAGUGGUCAAAUACCCCUUACGGCGUCAUUAGCAGGCCUUCCCUCUCAAACCGGCUCUGAGGCAGAUCACAGUUCGGCACAGGGGCGCUCUGUUGCUCUUCCGAGCUCGAGCCUGAACCACGAGAGAACGCCAUCCACCGCACCCUUCCCUUUAAAAUCUCCUUGCUUUUAUCACCAACGAUUCGACGCAGCCGUCAACAUUGAUAAGGUGUUUGAGGAGAUUGCUGCGGACGAAUGGAUGUCGCAUUCGAGAUUGAUGCAAACUGCGACGGGUGUUCGAGAAGUAUCGAAACAGUUGCAACGGCGCCCUAUUAAACUGGCGGUCAAAAACGUCAUGAUUGUUACGAAAGCACGAGAUAAUCGCCUAGUAUACCUCACACGAGAGUUGGCAGAAUGGUUAUUGAGCACACCACGAUACGGUAGUAACCUAGGUGUAAAUGUCUAUGUCGACCACAAGUUGCGAUACUCUAAACGUUUUGACGCUCCCGGUCUAUUAGCAAAAGAGGCUCAGUUCGAACAUAUGCUGAAGUAUUGGACUCCUGACCUUUGUUGGUCAUCACCUGAAACUUUCGAUUUGGUUGUUACCUUGGGGGGAGACGGGACUGUCCUCUUUACCUCUUGGCUUUUUCAACGUGUUGUACCGCCUGUACUAUCUUUUGCGCUCGGGAGUCUGGGCUUCCUGACGAAUUUCAAGUUCUCAAAAUACAAAGAACACCUGAAUCAAAUCAUGGGUGACGUGGGUAUGCGUGUAAAUCUGCGGAUGAGAUUUACAUGUACCGUCUACCGUUUGGAUCGGAAACCUGGACAUCUGCCUGGGGCAGUUGUAGAGGGUGAGCAGUUCGAGGUCGUCAACGAACUUGUCAUUGAUCGUGGGCCUUCGCCAUAUGUCUCAAACUUAGAACUAUAUGGUGAUAACGAGCUGUUAACAGGAAUCCAAGCUGACGGCUGUAUAUUUUCUACUCCCACAGGUUCUACCGCGUACUCUCUCUCGGCGGGCGGCUCUCUUGUCCACCCUUCAAUUCCCGGAAUCCUUCUUACCCCCAUUUGUCCGCACACUCUUUCUUUUCGCCCUAUGGUCCUCUCAGAUGCUCUACUCUUACGGAUUGCUGUGCCUGCCGCUUCUAGAUCUACUGCAUACUGUUCUUUCGAUGGCAAGGGUCGUAUCGAGCUUUGUCAAGGCGACUACGUCACAGUGGAAGCGAGCCAGUACCCAUUCCCCACAGUAGUUGCGGGCUCAGGGGAAUGGUUCGAGAGCGUCCGCCGUGCACUACGCUGGAAUGUUCGCGGUGCCGUCCAGAAGGCGUGGAGCGGCGAUACUGAUGAGGACCCCGACACUACUAAUGGCGAAGUCGAGGAAGACCAGUGGGAUAUCGACCCGGACACUGACACGCCUUUCGGGGCGGGGACCGAUAGCGGGCUGGGCCCGAGUGAGGAUGGAGAAAGCCCUGACCCUGGCUCAACUAGUCCACUUUGCAGACAAAUGAGCCUCCUUAACAUGUAG
Blastomyces gilchristii SLH14081 is the source of this 1980-nucleotide messenger RNA. Its product is annotated as NAD+ kinase. Gene Ontology annotation, biological process: NADP+ biosynthetic process; NAD+ metabolic process. The transcript has 2 exons. The record is from RefSeq and is a predicted model, not a curated record. Bases 1 to 1980 code for a protein of 659 amino acids. Lineage: Eukaryota; Fungi; Ascomycota; Eurotiomycetes; Onygenales; Ajellomycetaceae. Gene Ontology annotation, molecular function: NAD+ kinase activity.